AUGGAGGCAGUUUCGUCCCUCAGCCUGAAACGACGAUAUGAAGAGGUGGACAAUGGCUCUCUCUUUUCUACACCUAAAGACUCUGACGAUGACAUCUCCAGUAGCGACAGUGCCGACAGCUGCGACAGCCUCAACCCUCCCUCCAGGACAGAAUUCACCCCCACGUCUAUCCUCAGACAGCACAAGCUGUCGCCACGAGGCAAGCGGGUGCGUUUCGAUGCGGUGACAGUUUAUUACUUCCCACGGAGGCAGGGUUUUACCAGCGUGCCCAGCCAAGGGGGCAGUUCGCUGGGCAUGGCCCACAACCACUCGUCUAUCCGUCAUUACACGCUGGGCGAGUUUGCUCGGGAGCAAGAGAGCAGUCACCGACACACCUUACGCCAGCACCUGCGGCAGGAGAAGCUCAAUGCACGCAAGCUGACGCUGACCCGGAACGGCACGUUAGAGUGUGCCCAAGCAGAACUGCUGACUCUGGACGAUGUGUCGGACGAGGACCUCGACGUGGACGCCGUGGAGGUGGAUGACUGCUUUUUCCUUCAGCCGCUACCCACCAAGCGUCGCAGAGCUCUCCUGCGAGCUUCCGGCAUCGCUCGCAUCGACGCCCGGGAGAAAGCAGAGCUUCGAGCCAUCCGCUUGUCUCGGGAGGAAUGUGGCUGCGACUGUCGUCUGUACUGCGACCCUCGACACUGUGGCUGCAGUCAGGCUGGCAUCAAAUGCCAGGUGGACAGAAUGUCCUUCCCGUGUGGUUGCUCCAGAGAUGGUUGCGGCAACUUAGCGGGCCGUGUCGAGUUUAACCCUCUGCGUGUCCGGACGCACUACCUGCACACCAUCAUGAAGCUGGACCUGGAGAAGAGGAGGGUGCUGCUACAAGUGCCGGGGCAGACUUACACCGAGUCAGAUCACGUGUCGUCCCCGUUCUCUACGUGUUCCUCGUCUCCGGGCCUGGAAGAGAGUGAGGUGCGUGCGUGCGUCUUGGAGGCAGAGGACGACAUCCUUGAGAGGGAAAACGAGACGGCCGUGUUGCACCUACAAAGCGCCGAGGAACAGGAGAGGAGGGCGGAGGAGCCACAGGUGGAGGAGGUUCUCCUGCAGGGGCCUUUCCCAACCGGAACCGCUGUGCUCUGCAUUAACCAAGAAGAGGAAAGUCCAGCUGAUCUUCUCAGAGACUCCGCCCCUCUUCACUACUACCAACUCAGCUCCGCCCUGGAGCUGGCGGAGGAGGAAACUCAAGAAGCCACUGGAGGUGACGAGUGUUCAAGCAACUGUCUCCAAAGUGACCAAUCUAAGCUCCACAAAGAAGGUCGAGAAGAAAACAUGGACGCAGCGGCGUUGACGGACCCGCUUCCGUCUGACGUUUAG
Molecule: messenger RNA, 1359 nt
Organism: Nerophis lumbriciformis (worm pipefish)
Lineage: Eukaryota; Metazoa; Chordata; Actinopteri; Syngnathiformes; Syngnathidae
Source: RefSeq, a predicted model, not a curated record